GCCAUGUUGAUGUGGAAGCAUAUAAUGAUUAUCCGUUCUGCUCUGUAGCAAUUUUACGGGUAAAACAGGACGGCAUUUUCCCUUGUACUGUGAUAUUUCACUUCUCACCCCCGAUAUAUAUCGUUAUAGUAAAGCAGAGCAUAAAGCAGGCGCCAUUUUCCUGUAGCCUUAGGCUGUGGGGAAAGUAACGGUGCGACGAUCACAUGAUGAGGACUCCCAGAAACCUCUGCGGCGCUCAAUCGGUUUCCAUUGAUGUUUAUAGGAGCGGCUAUGAACGGGAGCGUCUCAUGACGGAGCCUCAGAAUUGUCACUGCUGAGGUCCUUGAAUGGUCUGGGUCCUCUCCAUGACUGAUCGGCUGAGGAUGAAGACUGACAAUGAUGAGAUGACCAAGAGGAUACUAAGUGUCACCCUGGAGAUCAUCUACCUGCUGACCGGAGAGAAUUACGGACCAGUGAAGAAGUCCACCAAACCUUUGAGAGGACAUAGCAGGGCUCAGAACCUCACAACAGGGUCUCCUCCUCACUCACUGAUACAAAAGAGACACCAUAAGAGCAUCCUAGACCUCACCAACAAGAUCAUUGAGCUGCUGACAGGAGAGGUUUCUGUAAGGUGUCAGGACGUCGCUGUCUAUCUCUCUGUGGAGGAGUGGGAGUACUUAGAAGAACAGAAGGAUCUGUACAAAGACGUCAUGAUGGAGAUUCAGUCGCCCGUCGCAUCACUGGAUGGGUCCAAUAAGAGAAUCACAGUGAAGAGAUGUCCUAGUCCUGACCAUCCACAGGAGUCUACAGAGGAAAGUCACAGCGUCCCCCAGGAUGAUCAGGAUGGAAGCUUAAGAAUGAUUAAAGUUGAAGUUGUGGAGUCGGAUGUAUUAGAAGACGGGGAGGAUAUGGAGGAGCUUCCUACGGAUAUCAGCCCAGAUGAGUCCAGUAAGAGAAAUGCAUCGAAGGGACAUCCCAGAAUGGCCGAUCCACAGGAGUCUACAGAGGAAAGUCCCAGCGUCCCGGAGGAUGAUGAAGAUGGAAGCUUAAGAAUUAUCAAAGUUGAAGUUAUGGAGACGAAGGUGUGGGAGGAGGAGGAGGAGCCGUGUGAUCAGAAGACUCUGGCAGAUAUCAGCCCAGGUCCAGCCUCGUCCAGUCUGGAUAACAUAUUCCCCUGUACUGAAUGUGGUAAAUAUUUUACCCAUAAGUCAAAACUUAAUAGGCACAAAAGGACCCACACGGACGAAACUCCAUUUUCAUGUACUGACUGCGGCAAAUGUUUUAAACACAAAACUUCACUCGUCGACCACCAGAGAAUCCACACGGGGGAAAAGCCCUUUGCAUGUUCUUACUGCGGGCAGAGAUUCGCCCAUAGGUCCAUUGUCAUCGACCACGAGAGGACUCACACGGGCUUCAAGCCCUUCUCAUGCUCCUUUUGCGGUCAGAGCUUCACCAUGAGAUCCACGUACGUGAACCAUUUGAGGAUCCACACAGGGGAGAAGCCAUUCUCCUGCACAGAUUGCGGCAAAUGCUUCACCCAGAAGUCUGCACUUGACAAACAUCGGUUCCUUCACACUGGCGAAAGGCCGUUCUCGUGCUCUGAGUGCGGGAAGAGUUUUUCGAGACGAUCGCUUCUUGUAGAACACGAGAGGACUCACACCGGGGAGCGGCCAUUUUCAUGUUCUGAAUGCGGUAAAUCGUUUGCCCACAAAUCCACCCUCUCUGCGCACAAAAUAAGCCACUUGGGGCUGAAGAUGUUCUCCUGUUCUCAGUGCAACAAAUCCUUCACAACCAAAAAAGGUCUUGUAAGACACUGGCAGAUCCACGCAGGAGAUAAGAAAUGACGAUUCACCCAGUAGGGUGGCAAGUGGAAUCUCACCUGAGAUUGUGGGUGUGGACCCAAAAUGAUGGGCGCAUUAGAAGAAAGAGGGAUCUGAUCUCCUCAGAGACCCAAACUCAGGGCCCAUCUAAGAUGGCUCUUGUGGUUGCAUUCAGGAACAGUCUCCACCAUCAGGAGUUAGCAAGCAUAGGAAUCCCUUGCAACCCUUACACCUCCAAGGACAACCUGUCAUAGGGUGGAAGCUCUCUUACUUUGAGGGUGGGCACCUGGUAUUAUGGAAGCACUGAACUGUAUAGACAUUGCAGAAGCUAAAACUCCCGAGUUGGCAGAGAAUGUUCUGUUCCCUGCGCUUGCUUGGCAGCCUCUUGGCAUUGAGCGCAGUCGUAGACAUCACUGGUGGUGUUUUGGUCUUAUCUGAAUUGUGUUCUCUUCACCCCUCUCUGAGCACCCCCUCUGAUCAGCUGUUUGACGGGGCCGCGGCAGUUGUGCGCGCUCUUCAGUGUUCGCCUGCACGCCGUCUACAUUGCAGCGGGGGUGCAGGGUAACGCACUUUCCUAUCACUUGAGUGGGAAGAACAGCUAUAAUUACCCUGCACCCCCGCAGUGUAGACGGGGCUCAGGUGAACACGGUGCAGAGUCAGACCCCCAACGAUCUGAAGAUACAUCAUCAAUAUCAUAAAGCUGGAAUACCUCUCUAUUCUCUGCAUCGAAAACCUGUUCCCGCUUGAAACUUCCCCAAAAAUGUUUGCCCCGUUCUUCUCGAGUUUGUGAUUAUCCACCUUCACUGUGACGCUCAGGACACUGAUCACAUUCUGCGGAUUCUGAGCUGUUCUGUUGGGGUAAGAACAGAGGGUCCGUCUGCCCCCCACCGCCAGACCCUGCUCACGUGGCCAGUGGCAGCACAGUUCUGAAGGUAAUGCCUCUGCGUGUCGGUUACAGUUUCUGUUUUUAAGCCCCCCACAGGGGAGAGAAGUGAUUUCUGCCUUUUGUGUGGGAAGGAAUCAUGUAUCUAAUUCUGAUUAAAUGUCAGCAGAAGAGGAAGAUUGUGUUUACUGUGUCUUUAAAUGUCCCUGGUGGUGACGGCCAUAUCAUACACCUCCUUCCUGUGUGCGCUUUACGGCAGCUGCAAUGACUUCCUGUGCAGCAGGGUGUGUGUGCGCUUUACGGCAGCUGCGAUGAUUACAAAUUAAUGUAAAGUGUAUGGAGCGGUGAAGCCGCGGUUAAUUGUUGCUACGGCAUCUGAGGCGGCUUUCCCUGGGAACGCCGCGCUCU
Messenger RNA from Bufo bufo (common toad), 3090 nucleotides. RefSeq names its product zinc finger protein 264-like. The transcript has 9 exons. The record is from RefSeq and is a predicted model, not a curated record. NCBI's taxonomy places the organism in Eukaryota, Metazoa, Chordata, Amphibia, Anura, Bufonidae. The coding region runs from base 327 to 1823 and encodes 498 amino acids. Gene Ontology annotation, molecular function: RNA polymerase II cis-regulatory region sequence-specific DNA binding; DNA-binding transcription factor activity. Gene Ontology annotation, biological process: regulation of transcription by RNA polymerase II.